This is a messenger RNA of Olea europaea var. sylvestris, 653 nucleotides long. Its product is annotated as 60S ribosomal protein L36-2-like. The transcript has 4 exons. The record is from RefSeq and is a predicted model, not a curated record. Lineage: Eukaryota; Viridiplantae; Streptophyta; Magnoliopsida; Lamiales; Oleaceae. The coding region runs from base 118 to 453 and encodes 111 amino acids. Gene Ontology annotation, biological process: cytoplasmic translation. Gene Ontology annotation, molecular function: structural constituent of ribosome. Gene Ontology annotation, cellular component: cytosolic large ribosomal subunit; ribosome.
UUACUUCAAAAUCCCGGCUUAGAUAUAAAUUGCUUAACGCAAUAGAACCCUAGUUCCUCUCCUGUACUCCGCCUCUUUUUUGCAGUAACAAUCAGAUUGAAGAAAAGUUAGCAGGUAAUGGCUCCAAAGCAGCCAAAAACUGGCUUAUUUGUGGGUUUGAACAAGGGCCACAUAGUGACUAGCAAGGAGUUAGCUCCACGUCCAUCCGCUAGGAAAGGCAAAACAAGCAAGAGAGUGCACUUUGCAAGGAGUCUUAUAAGGGAAGUUGCUGGAUUUGCACCAUAUGAGAAGAGAAUUACUGAGCUUCUUAAAGUUGGAAAGGACAAGCGAGCUUUGAAGGUAGCUAAGAGAAAGUUGGGCACUCACAAGAGGGCAAAGAAGAAGAGAGAGGAGAUGUCAAGCGUACUGCGUAAGAUGAGGGCUGCUGGAGGUGGUCAUGAGAAGAAGAAGUGAAGUGUCAGGAUUUUUGUUUUGGGACCAAAAUCUUACAUUAAUAUGUGGUUUAUUUGAUACAUUUUCAUUUACACCUGCACUGUAAUUUUUUUUUUGUUUCUAUUUUAGAGAUAAAAAUCGUGCUCUGGAACUUCGGUGUUUUGGCAUCGACAUUUAUUUGAAUUGCAUUAACAUAUCACCAUGUUACUAGUGAGACUUCA